Ahaetulla prasina is the source of this 1824-nucleotide messenger RNA. RefSeq names its product peroxisomal biogenesis factor 11 gamma (gene PEX11G). Gene Ontology annotation, biological process: peroxisome fission. Lineage: Eukaryota; Metazoa; Chordata; Lepidosauria; Squamata; Colubridae. The transcript is spliced from 5 exons. Gene Ontology annotation, cellular component: peroxisomal membrane. The record is from RefSeq and is a predicted model, not a curated record. The coding region runs from base 59 to 763 and encodes 234 amino acids.
CCGAUUCACCUCCCGAUGACGCGAUUGGACGGCCAGAGGCCGACCCGGAAGUGUUGCCAUGGCGGCGGCGCCCCCCUUUAGUGGCCUGGUCUCCGUGUUGGAAACCUAUCGGGGCAGAGACCGAGUGAUACGCACCAUCUGUUAUGGCUGCCAGCUGGCUGGAGGGAUUUUGGUGGCCAGAAGACAACCUGGAGAACCAUCCCUUGGCCAAGGCCUUCUGGCUGUCUCAGCACAACUGAGUCAUUGUCGAACAGUUCUACGCCUUUUUGAUGAUCUAGCCAUGCUUUCCUAUAGCUGCCAGUAUGGACUGGGGAACAAGGAGAAGGAUACAGCAGUGCGCUGGCUUUCCAUCUUCAACAAUGUAGCUGACCAGCUUUAUUACCCCUGUGAGCAUGUGGCCUGGGCUGCUGAUGCUGAAAUUAUCCAUGCCAACUCAAGUAGGUGGUGGACACUCAGUACAACUCUCUGGGGCUUUUCUCUGCUGCUGGGGAUUGCACGAUCUCUCCGAAUUUUAUUACGCCUAAGAAGAAAGCAGCAUACAGAAUCCAGAGACUUCUCUCAGAAAACAAGGGCUGAAAUGCACAUACAAACCUUGACCAUCAUCAAGAACCUGGCUGACCUUGCCAAUGCCAUCCACUGGUUGCCUCCAGGAAUUCUCUGGGCUGGAAAGUUUUCUCCAUGGUUUGUGGGCCUCAUGGGAAGUAUUUCUUCCUUCAUUGGGAUCUAUCAAAACUAUGCAGGAGGCAGUUGUGGAACAGUUUGAACAGCAACUCCACAGUGCUGAAUUGAAUGAAAAGGGGCUACCACAGGAAUUCAUAAACGGUUACAUAAUCUCUGUUAAAAUGGAGAGAGUAAUUCCUAUUAUGGUGGAGGCUAGAUUGGUAUUGGGUUCUUCUACUAUGCAUAUGCACCAAGACAAAUUCCUUGUAUCCAAUCACACUUGGCGUAUAAAAAAUGUAUUCUAUUCUAUUCUAUUCUAUUCUAUUCUAUUCUAUUCUAUUCUAUUCUAUUCUAUUCUAAACAUGGUGCUGCUUUUAUAUAAAACCAUAGGCAGUUUCCUGGAGGAUCUAUUUGGGAGAGUUUAUAGAGCAGGGGUCUCCAACCUUGGUAACUUUAAGACUUGUGGACUUGUGGAGCAAAGCAAAGCAAAGCAAAGCAAAGCUGGCUGAGGAAUUCUGGGAGUUAAAGCCACAAGUCUUAAAGUUGUCAAGGUUGGAGACCCUAUUAAAGAGUUUAGUUUGCCUACUUCACUCUGUGUAUAGGUAGUCCUUGACUUGCAACCACAUUGGAGCCUUGGAAUUUCAGUCAUAAAUCAUUGCAAUCGUAAGUCAAAGCACCACAUGACUAGACUUGAUUUUGCAAUUGUUUUUACAAUGGUCGUAAAGUGAGUCACUGUGAUUGUUAAAUGAAUUACAUGGUUGUUAAGCAAAUCUGGUUGUUAAGCAAAUUUAGAAGCAUUUCUUCUAAAUGGGCAUAUAUUUUUUUUGCUGGAAACUGGCAAGAAAACCCAGAAACUGGUGAAAAUAUCACAAUUGUGGUCACAUGGCGCUACAAUCGGUUGGAAAUGCAAACCAAUUGCCUUGUGCCCAAAAUGUGAUCACGUGACCGCGGGGAGGGGGGUAGCAGUCAACUUCAAGGACCAAUAUGUAGCUUUUUAACUGCUGUAAUUUCAACCGGUUGUUAACUACCUUAAGGGACAAGUGGCUGCCCUGCCUAAAUAAUUUGGCUAUGGUUUUUUUAUGUGAAGAAUACAGUCUUGAUCUAUGUGCUGUAUUUUAAUGUGAAACAAUUACAGCUGAUAAUAAAAGAUACAAUCUCAUACUU